GUUUCCGAGGCGAUAAGAUGAGAUCCCUGCCAUACUGGGAUGGUCCUGGGCUGUCGUUUCCCGGAUUGAAUCCUGAGGCAUGCUCUCAUACUCAAUGCCCAGUGUUGCCAAACAUCAAGCAAAAUUUUACACAGACCCUCAGUUUGGCUUCAUAUUUUCCUCCAUUUUCUUUCGGAGUUGGCGUCUACGCUGGGGUCUAUUUGGCUCAAAAUUAUGAGAUUCCGAAAGUGGAUGAUCCAGCUACAGUAUGGAACAGAGUAAGGACCUACAUGGAAGAAAAUUAUGGCAAACCGAAAGACAAAUAAUUUAGUUGAUUGUGAUAUUUCACCAUUUAUUUCUAGUUGUUGGCUCGUGUAUCCUUUUUUCUUUUUGUUUGUUAUUUCAUGUUUUAUUUUCUCAAUAUCAUCGAAAUGAAGUUCGUUGAUCACUAUCCUUUCAUUCUCUCUAAUUUUCGAUGAACUGAUGUCUAUGUGAAAUAAAAUUGUUUACAUGAAUUUUUGUAA
Molecule: messenger RNA, 503 nt
Organism: Bemisia tabaci
Lineage: Eukaryota; Metazoa; Arthropoda; Insecta; Hemiptera; Aleyrodidae
Source: RefSeq, a predicted model, not a curated record